This is a messenger RNA of Myotis myotis, 972 nucleotides long. RefSeq names its product olfactory receptor 9K2-like. The coding region runs from base 31 to 972 and encodes 313 amino acids. Gene Ontology annotation, biological process: G protein-coupled receptor signaling pathway; sensory perception of smell. NCBI's taxonomy places the organism in Eukaryota, Metazoa, Chordata, Mammalia, Chiroptera, Vespertilionidae. Gene Ontology annotation, molecular function: G protein-coupled receptor activity; olfactory receptor activity; odorant binding. The transcript is spliced from 2 exons. Gene Ontology annotation, cellular component: membrane. The record is from RefSeq and is a predicted model, not a curated record.
UAUCUUCCUUGUUCUACUCAGAAACUUGGCAUGGGUGACAAGAGAGGAGACAACCACUCAGAAGUGACUGACUUCAUUCUUGUAGGCAUCAGGGUCCAACCAGAGUUCCACAGUCUUCUUUUCCUACUAUUCCUCAUUGUUUAUGGGAUGGUCCUCCUGGGAAACCUCAGCAUCAUUGGCAUCAUUGUGACUGAUCCCCGGCUCAACACACCAAUGUAUUUCUUCCUAGGCAACCUUUCUGUCAUCGAUCUCUCCUACUGCACUGUUAUUGUACCCAAAGCCAUGGUCAACAUCCUAGCUCAGAAAAAGACCAUAUCCUUUGCAGGUUGUGUGGCUCAGCUGUUUCUUUAUGCACUUUUCAUGGUAACGGAGGCAUUUGUCCUGGCAGCCAUGGCCUAUGACCGUUUUAUUGCCAUCUGCAAUCCACUUCUCUAUACUGUCCGCAUGUCAAGAAGCCUCUGUAUACAGUUGGUGGCUGGUUCCUAUCUCUGUGGCUGGGUCAGUUCCAUCCUUCAAAUUUGCGUGACAUUCUCAAUGUCUUUCUGUGCCUCCCGAGUCAUUGAUCACUUCUACUGUGAUUCAAACCCAAUUGAGAAGAUCUCCUGUUCUAAUACCUUUAUGAAUAAGAUGGUGUCACUUAGUUUAGCUGUCAUCAUUAUUUUGCCCACAAUAGUUGUUAUUGUAGUGUCUUACAUGUAUAUUGUAAGUACUGUCUUGAAGAUCCGCUCCAGCGAAGGGAGGAAGAAAGCCUUCUCAACUUGCAGCUCUCACCUGGGGGUUGUAAGUUUGCUCUACGGGACUGUCUCCUUUGUCUAUCUCACACCUCCAAACAAUCCCGAACUUCGUAAAGUGGCUUCAGUAUGUUAUAUUUUGUUCACACCUAUGCUGAACCCUUUAAUCUACUCUCUAAGAAAUAAAGAUGUUAAAAAUGCCGUGCAAAAAGUCCUAGGGAAGAAAAACAUUUUACUCUAA